UAUGCCCAUAUUAUACAAUGUAGGAAUGUUGAAAUACCAAAUACGACAAAUGCACUCAAAUUGUUCGGCCGGUACGAUCCGAAACAAAAUAACUCAUUUGCAUUUCGCUCCAUCUGUUAUUUUGGAGAGGGACUAGAAACUACUAGAAUAAAGCCCGCGAUUUUCUGGUCAGCUAUACUAUAAAUUAAGUGAAAAAUGGCGGUGGAUUUGUAAUGUUUCAGUUGGAUGGCUUAAUUUUCAACUAUUUAAAGCGUAUUUAAUACAGGCUCCUCCUAAAUUAUGGUUCAGAGAGCUUCCAAAUCAUGUGGCUAAGUAACUGUGCAUCUAAAAAUGACAAUUGGUGAUCAAAUUUUGUUGGUAGUUUCAAUUCUUGAAGGGAAAAAGUUUCCAAGUCGUGCCAGACAUAAAAUCCUUGUUGAGACGAAGUUUGAUGGAGAGACUUUGUCGACGGAUCCCAUUGACCAUGUUGAAGCACCAAAGUUUACUACAGAAUUGGCUUGGGAGCUGAAUAAGAAAUCUCUUCACAAGCACCGACUUCAUAGAUCACCAAUUAAAGUCCAGUGUUAUGCUGUGGAUGUACUGACAUCACAAAAAGAACCAGUUGGCUACAUCAUUCUUGACUUGAGAAGUGCACAGCAAAAACCAGAGGUGCCACAUUGGUAUCCAUUGUUAAGUUCCAAAUACCAAAAAUUAAAACCAGAGCUUAAGGUUUUGCUGUCUCUUGAAGAAGAUUCCCAGUCCAAAGAAGCAGACAAUCAACCUUUUGGAGCAGACAAUACCAAGGCUGCAGCUUCUAAACAGAAAGAUCUUCAAUCUUCUGGGUUCGUGGGUGAUUUGGAGCCUGUUCUUAAUAACAAUGAAGGGUACUAUCAAAUAGGACCAUCAGAGAAAGAUAACCACAUCUUUGUACUGUCUGUUACUAUUGGUUUGGCUUCAAACUUGGCAAAGCUUAUCCCAUCAUCUUUCAAGUUAACUGAUCAUGGAGGAGGUUUUUAUUUCUAUUAUUCCCUUAUUGGCAAUGAUGUCUCAAAUGCUGUGUUUCACGAUCUACUACAGCCUAACUUUCCUCCAGAGAGAGCAACUGUGCGUAUAAAAUGUAAUAUUGCAGCUCUCCAUGCAUUUUUUAAUGCUCACCGUGGACUUGAGAUUCAUCUCUGCAGUGGUGAUCAGUCUCUUGGCAUGGCUUUAGUGCCAUUGCAAAGCCUUCUUCAAAAAGACUUACAGUUACAGUCACCUGCAGUGGUUGAGGGUUUGUUUAAACUACAGCCUAUGGGGGCGCCACAUGGGAUGUCAUCUGAUGAUAAUGUACCAGCAGUUGGUGUAUCGGUGUCAUUGAAACAGGAAUCUCCUGUUUUAGCAGGAACUAAUCAGCAACCUAAAGAGACACCUUCAAGAUCACCAGCAACUAAAACAGACUUGAAAUCAGUUGUUCAAGGUGUAGUCCAGGAUUCAUUUGCUAAUAGCCCUUCAAAUAGGCCCAUUAGCAGUACCCCAGAGAAAGCAGCACAUAAAAUGUCUGAUGAGCAUACAGUUCAAUCAACUUCACCAAUUAAAUAUUCUAAAAGACAUCCUAAGAAACCAGACAAGCAUCAGACCCCCAGUCCAGUACACCUUCAGUACAGAGACAUGCAACCAGAAAAUACUCAUCACUAUUGCUUCUCCAUUGACUUGAGAACAAUUAAUGAUCUUGAUGUAACUUCUUCCAUAAACUGCUUUCUCAGGUAUACAUAUCCGUUCUUUGGUAGCGCUGCACCAGUCAUGACAAGUCCACCAGUUGAAGUUUCUAAACACAUGCAAGCACUACUCCCWAAAUCAUUUUGUGCUUUUGACUUUGCUUCUUCUCCAAAACUUUUACAGGAAAAGAUUAUAGGAGAUCCACUUAUUGUAGAAGUUUGGCACAGAGAUCAGAUGGCUGGAAAUGUUUUACUAGGUACUGCUACAGUCAACCUUGGACACAUUCUCACUGCAGACAAAAUGUUGAGUGGAGGUGUUGCUGGAUAUAGGCAGAUUUACAGUGAACGAACUAACAUAGUAACAGCCCAUCAACCCAUGAGAAAGAUUGGAGAGCUUCACAUAGUUUUAGGUCUUGAAGAUUUUGGUCCUGUCAACCCUCAGCAAUUGCAUGCUGCAAGACAAAAUAUAAUGUCUCUAAGCAGUACAGCUUCGUCAUUGGAGAGUACAAGUCAAGGUUCUUCUGCAAUACCUUUAGCUCAGCCUCAGCGCAUUCCUCCCCUUCAAUCUGAACCCCCUGCUGUAACGGACCCCAGGGCAACUGCUGAAUACCAAGCGGCAAUGGAACUUGAAUUGUGGAAAGAACAUCAGGAAGAAAUGUUCCAGUCACAGCUACAACAGAAAGAAACUGAACACAUCAAGACAUUAGCCGAAGAUUGGAAAAGACGUGAUAAAGAACGCGAGUUGCUGGUCAAGAAAAAAGUUGAAGAGUACGCCAAACUUGAAGAAAAGCUUAGACUCACUGUUGCCGACUUUGAAAAACGUGAAAAACAACUUGCAUCAAAUGAAUUACACGUUGCUAAAUUAAAAGAAGACCUGCAACAUGAACACGACAAGAAAAUACAAGAAGUAAAAGAAGCCAUGAAAAGGAUGAAAGAAGAUUGCGCUCAUCAAGUGGAAAUGGAAAGAGCAAAAGUUAGAGACUUGGAACAACAAAAACAAAGAUUCGUAGAGCAGUUGUAUGCAGCAGAAAAGCGGUUCCAGGAUAAAGAAAAUGAAUUAAUAUCAUACAAAGAAAGUCAGCUCACAAAACCCGAAGUAAGACUUCAAUCAGAGCUUGACCUUCUGAAGGUUGAAAAGUCUGAAUUGGAACGCAAAUUAGACACUGCAAAUAAAUCUAAGAUUCACUAUAAGCAACAGUGGGGCAGGGCCCUAAGAGAAGUAGCUCGUCUUAAGCAACAAGAACAAGCAGUAGCGAAGGAAAGAUUAAAGAGACAGGAGCAAGAGCUAGAACACAUGAGACUUCGAUACCUGGCUGCUGAAGAAAAGGAGGUUGUCAAAGCAUCUGAGAGAAAUGAGCUGGAAGACAUCAAGCAAGAAUUAAAUAGAUUGAAACAACAGGAAGAACAAAAAUUGCGCAUCUCAGAGAGUCAACAUAAUCCCGUCUCAUCACAAUAUUCUCUUCGCCAUUUCUCGGACGACAAUUAUUCCACGCAUCUUAGUAAAGAAACGAUUGAAGAACUCGACAAUAGAAUCGCUAAGUUGAUAGAGGAGAGAGAUACAUUACUACAAACUGGAGUCUAUACUACAGACGACCGGAUCAUCGUUGAACUGGACAAGCAGAUCCGAGAUGCUAUUGCAAGUAAAGGGUGAUCAAAUGUAUAUCCUCAUAGGGGUUCAAGUCUGUCUUGAUAUGUGUAUAUGCUAAAAUUAGCUGAUAAUAAAUUGUUUGUUAAAGUAA
Messenger RNA from Exaiptasia diaphana, 3412 nucleotides. RefSeq names its product centrosomal protein of 120 kDa. Bases 331 to 3324 code for a protein of 997 amino acids. Gene Ontology annotation, cellular component: centriole; centrosome. NCBI's taxonomy places the organism in Eukaryota, Metazoa, Cnidaria, Anthozoa, Actiniaria, Aiptasiidae. Gene Ontology annotation, biological process: interkinetic nuclear migration; positive regulation of centriole elongation; centrosome cycle. The record is from RefSeq and is a predicted model, not a curated record. The transcript is spliced from 21 exons.